GCGAAUGGCUCAUUAAAUCAGUUAUCAUUUAUUUGGUGGUUUCCUUACCACUCGGAUAACCGUGGUAAUUCAAGAGCUAAUACGUGCAGCAUAUCCCGACUUCUGGAAGGGAUGUAUUUAUUGGAUAAAAGGCCGAUCCGGGCUUGCCCGUUGUUGCGGCGAAUCAUGGUGACUUGUCGAAUCGCAUGGCCUUUGAGCUGGCGAUGUUCCAUUCAAAUUUCUGCCCUAUCAACUUUCGAUGGUAGGAUAGAGGCCUACCAUGGUGGUAACGGGUGACGGAGAAUUAGGGUUCGAUUCCGGAGAGGGAGCCUGAGAGAUGGCUACCACAUCCAAGGAAGGCAGCAGGCGCAUAAAUUACCCAAUCCUGAACUAGGGAGGUAGUGACAAUAAAUAACAAUACUGGGCUCUUUCGAGUCCGGUCCAGACAUAGCAAGGAUUGACAGAUUGAGAGCUCUUUCUUGAUUCUAUGGGUGGUGGUGCAUGGCCGUUCUUAGUUGGUGGAGUGAUUUGUCUGGUUAAUUCCGUUAACGAACGAGACCUCAGCCUGCUAAAUAGCUACGCGGGGACCUUUCCUCGUGGCCAGCUUCUUAGAGGGACUGUUGGACGACUAGCCAACGGAAGUAAGAGGCAAUAAGAGCGAUAAUGACGUGCAAAUCGUUCCUUGGACUUGGCUAUAGGGGCGAAAGACUAAUCGAACCGUCUAGUAGCUGGUUCCCUCCGAAGUUUCCCUCAGGAUAGCUGGAGCUGUUGAACAGUUUUAUCGGGUAAAGCGAAUGAUUAGAGGCCUCGGGGGUGAAACACCCUCGACCUAUUCUCAAACUUUAAACAGGUAAGAUUUCGGGGUUGCUUAAGCGAACCCCGAUGAUCAAUGAAAGCUCCAAGUGGGCCAUUUUUGGUAAGCAGAACUGGCGAUGCGGGAUGAACCGAAAGUCGAGCUACGGUGCCAAACUGCGCGCUAACCCAGACACCACAAAGGGUGUUGAUUGAUACAGAUUGCAAGACGGUGGUCAUGGAAGUCGAAAUCCGCUAAGGAGUGUGUAACAACUCACCUGCCGAAUCAAUCUGCCCCGAAAAUGGAUGGCGCUGAAACGCGUGACCUAUGCUCGGCCGUCGCGGCGAUUCUGACGCCGCGACGAGUAGGAGGGCGCUUCGCCUGCUGCGAAGCCUGGAGCAUGAGCCUAGGUGAAGCGGGUCCCGGUGCAGAUCUUGGUGGUAGUAGCAAAUAUUCAAAUGAGAACUUUGAAGACCGAAGUGGAGAAGGGUUCCAUGUGAACAGCGCUUGGACAUGGUUUGCGAGGGACGGGCGAGUCGUGCUUUGGUGGUCGAGAGAACAUUUCUGCGGCGCCGUUCGGGUCCAUGGUCGUCUCUCUCGGAGGGCUUAUUUCACGACAGCUCGGUCGUCGUUGGUGGCGGUCGCGGCUGUCGGGGCUUUCCUAUGCCGUGUAGCCGGGUUGUGGAUCGUUGCGUGCGGCAGCGAGAUUGCUUACCUUCCAACAGCGUUGUCAGACCAUGUAAAGGUCGCAACCAACUUUCAGGUGGGGUUCAUUAUGGUGGGUCAUCCACAACCGUCCCUUCCCGCAUGGGUCUUUCAGGACGAAGAGUAUAAACCUCUGAUUCAACAACAUUGGGAUAAUUGGCUGCCGCGACGCCCCCAAGGAAUGGAUGAGUUGGGAUGGGUGGCGCAGGGCAAUGCUCUGAUGCRCAGGUGUCUGCAUGAUAGGCUGGCCGGUAGCUACCGUGCCCACUUGGCCACAGGACAGGAGUACGCCGACCGCCUCAGUGCGCUUAAUUGUGGCCCCAAGGACGAGCAAACGAAAGAGGAAUGGUGGCUGGAACGAGUGGAGGCCGUGCGGGAGUGGCAAGAGUGGGAGACGGUGGAAACCGCCCGCUGGGGGCGCAGAUCAAAGGUGGGAUGGACUGUGGUGGGUGAGAAGAUGUCUCGACGAAUUUUCAGAGAGCUGGGAAAGAAGCAGGGGAUUGCCCUCAUGACGGCAAUGGACCCCCCUUUUGACCGGCGGCAGGCGAGGCAAGAGACUACGUUGGGGAUCUUGGACUGUGUAACAGACUUCUGUGCAGAUCUGUUUACGGAGGAGGAGGGAUGGACUGUGGAGCAGAUGGCGACGGCCCCGCAGGAGCACAUUUGGAGGCACGUCCCGCCUGGCCUCACUAAGGAGCAGGCGCAGCCUUUGGAGAUGGACAUCACGAAAGAAGAGGUCCUUAGGGCGAUUGGAGAGCUACCAAGACUCAAGGCGCCGGGGGUGGAUGGAGUCCCUAUUGAAAUGUAUAAGGCACAGAAUCAUUUCUUUGGUCCACUCCUCACGCGGGCCUUCAAUGAGGCCUUGCACGCGGGACAUCUCCCGGAAGGCUUUGCAGAUGCCUUUGUGGUGCUGAUCUAUAAGAAGGGAGCCAGGGUGAAUUGGCGGAAGUCGCAGGCCAUCCUCCCACAGGGCUAUAUUGCCCCAGAAGGCUGGGAUGUGCCCACCUUUGCGGAUGGUGAAAACCUGUGUUUUUUGGGGACCCUGAUUCAUCCGGUGGGAGGGGGUGCUCAGCAGAUGGAAGGAUUGGCGGCGACAACAAUUCUGCGGCUGGGGCGAUGGGCGAAGAGGACGCAUCGGGGAGUUUUUGGCAAGGCCCUCGUCCUUAAAAAUUCGGUGCUGUCCACGAUGUGGUAUGCUGGGGCCAUCCACAUGCCGAAGAGGCGGGUUUUCCGGCAGUUGCGGGCAGCGGUGCAUAGAUACCUGUGGGCGGGAGAUGUGGAAGCGAAGUCGGUAAUCCCCAGGGUGGCUUGGUCGAAGCUCACCCAGCCCAGGAGUCAAGGGGGGCUGGGGAUCUUGGACCCAGAACUGCAGAUGACGGCGCUUCAGCUGCGCAACCUGCUGUGGUUUUUGUUGGAGACGACGGGCACAGUGUGGGAGAGCCUUACCACUCAGCAUUUGGCCCUGGCGCUUGGCAUGACAGAGCAAAUGGUCUUAGUGGCGCUGGCCAGCCCAGGCCUCGUUAGCCAAGUCAAGAGGAACCAGAUUUGGUCCGCUGCGCUAACGUUGUGGAAAAAGCUCCAAUUACAGCAGGAGUUACCGGUCACCGCUGACGAUGUCUAUAAUCAACUCCUCUUUGACACCCCCUGCAUAUGUGACGAUACGGGUGAUCCGUUCCCAUGGCAGGGGAAGCCUGGAGCUUUUGGGAAGCAUUGGGCGGAAUGUGGGGUUUUUAAGAUUGGGCACCUGUGGGACGAGGAAGAGAGGGACUGGAGGAAAGAGGCUGACAUGGCAGUGCGGCUCCCCCACAAGACCGAUAGCGAAGAAGUACCGCGAGGGAAGGAUGAAAAGAACUUUGAAAAGAGAGUUAAAGAGUGCUUGAAAUUGCCGAGCGAGAGGCGGAUGGAGGGGAAGUCGUGCGCUCCCGUCUGGGCAGGGGUGGACGGCGACUGUGUUGUCGCCCCCCUUGUUGGACGUGGGGUGCCUGCCAGCAUGGGCUGCUGGGACCGGCAUUGCGGACGGUGGUCAUGGAAGUCGAAAUCCGCUAAGGAGCUUGUAACAUCUCACCUGCUGAAUCAAUCAGCCCCGAAAAUGGAUGGCGCUCAAGCGCGCGACCUAUGCUCGGCCGUCGCGGCGAUUCUGACGCCGCGACGAGUAGGAGGGCGCGGGGCCUGCUGCGAAGYCUGGAGCGUGAGCCUAGGUGAAGCGGGUCCCGGUGCAGAUCUUGGUGGUAGCAGCAAAUAUUCAAAUGAGAACUUUGAAGACCGAAGUGGAGAAGRGUUCCAUGUGAACAGCGCUUGGACAUGGACUCAGCGACAGAAUUUGAUGCAGAAGCUUAGGAGAGCGUACUUGUCCUCUGUUCCGAUCGCGGACCCCGGCUUAUUGACUUUUGCGAUCGAAGGAGGAGUGGCAAUUACUCGACCUAUCCCGGAUGUUAGCUACUUACUCACAACUUAUACUCGCACUCACGCGAUUGUGGCACGACUUCCGGAAGUGGUGACCGGCUGGUCACGAAGCAUGAAGAAGGCGUGGCUGGUGGCAUGCGAGGACCUAUGGCUCAUGGGGAGGGGACCUUGGAGGGGAACGAUCGACGUCGAAGGCGCACUGACUCUUGUCUACACGGCGCCUACUACCGAAUUGAGAGAUUGGCUUCUUAACGAGCAACGACUUGAAACGAUCAAAGUAGGGGGAGAGAUUCUGGAGGUCCAUUUCAAGGCCUGGAAGUCGCCGGCGGAGAUAGAAUUUCAACGUGAAGAAGAACGGCGCCCAUGGCCUUGGGUCAAGAUCUUCGCGCCUCUGACUUACGUGGCACCGCUGGUGCGCCAAACAGUGGAGCACUUCUUUGGAGAGAUUGUAUGCUCUUCCGAACACUCAGACGACGACCGAGAAUACGAGAAGUUCAUAAUCAAAGGAUCGUUGAAAUCGAACGUCUCCAAGAUGGGAGUGGCUACUGGCCCCUCCACAGUUCACGAGCUUCGUUAUGUCACAAGUGAAACUCCUUUUUGCGAGAUAUGCUAUACUCACGGGCAUUUGGGGAAGGAGGGGCAAUGCCUAUCCAGAACCGAAACGGCGAGGGAGAUUCAGGAAAAGGAGAUGAGAAGAAGACUGGACCCCAUAUUAACCUCCAAUUUUGCCGAAGAACAGAGGAUGUGGAGGGAAGUGGAGCUCAAAUUUGAUAAGGAAAUCAUCCUGGAGGCAAGGACGGAGCAAACCCCGAAGACCCCAAGGCCGACACAGGGCUCACAAAUGGGAGGGCGUGACAAGGAAGGCAAGAGGCGAGAAUCCUCACAAAGAAACUCCAAGAAGAAUCGACCGAUGGCUUCGCCGCCGUAUGACCUCGAAGUCGCCAGCCAGCAGCCGAUGAAGGAACACGAGAACAACGACGAAGGACAGGAGAAGAAUGUGGACCGAGACCCCCCUGUACUGGCUGUGGCCAGCCGCCAAGAGGACAAACACCAACUUGAACUGCUUCCAGUCACGGACACGCCUCAAGUACCGGAUACUCAGAAGACUGUCACCAAGGGUGAUAUGCAAGUGGGGAUGGAACACGUGGGGAGGGAACAAAUGGCGGAACCAGCGGGGAAGGAACAAUUAACGGUGGAGCCCGAUGCUGAUGGAAAGGCCAAAGGGGAAGGGAAAAGGAGAGAGAGUGUGGUUACGGAGGGGAGCGACCAAGGUCCGGAGGGUGAGCAAUCGAGAGUAGUGGAGCACGAAGAUGUGGGCGAUGUUGAAGCGCAAAUGCAACGGGAAGCUAUGCCUCCCCCUCUAUCCCCUCCUCCCCGGCAGCAGGGGACAAUCGAGGAGGAAGUAGGGAAACCAGACGAGGAGGUGGCACAGUCAAGGGAGGACAAAAAGACAGGACAAGGCGAACCUGCACCACCCUGUAGCCAACCAAAGGAGGUCAUUGAAGUGAGCGAAGACACGCAUAUGAAUCAGGCCCUGGAUCGUCAGCAGGAGCUUGGUAGUUACAGGAGGAAGAAGAAGCAAUUAGCCUCUCGGCCAUCAUCAACUUCGGACACUGUGCUGGAGGACGGGCCGUCAGGCGGUACUUUCAGAAGGGCUGUGUUUAGGGAACGUGAACGAUCCCCUCCCCCGACCCGACCUCCGCCAGUGGUACGCCCCUGCAGGCGCCGUCUUGUGUCACCGGAGAGAAGAGAGAUGGACCGCCUAUCACGUCGGAUGGGACAGGGAGAUCCCUGCCCGUACAACCUGAGCUCGGGACCGGGGGACUCCUCCAGACCGGACGACGGGGGGGAUGGGGGAGCCAAUGUGACCCCAGAACUGGAGAAGGAAGACGUGGACAUGGGUUACUUCGCUCUGGACUCGGAAGAAGAGGGGGAUUCUCCCCUCACGGCGGCAGAACGAGGCCCCCAUUUUACGACGGCGGUGCACGGCUCGCUCCAAGCAGUGAUGGCGGCGGGAGAAUGUUAUGUCUGUCCAAUCAUCCUUUGGUGGACGGACCCUGAGAUCCUGGUCCUUACAAGAGGCACUGACCGACUCUUCACGUUCAUCACCAAGGAACUCCCGCGCAACUCAAACAUCAGCCGACAAGUCAAUCGAUGGGUUGGGGAGCUGUGGCGAUGGUGGGCGAGCGAGAUGGCGGAUAAAACCCCCCUUGCCGUAACAGAAGAUGAUGUUGCAGCUAUCCUGCUGGGGGCAGUGGUGUCUGUGGCCCGGACGGAUAAGCCGCGAAUGUAUGCAGGAGAGGUGGUACGAGCAGCGAUAGUAUGGGCCAUCUGGACUGCAAGGAACGACAGGGUCAGAAGGGGAAAGCCGAGCUCGAUUGCACUGCUGAGACAACGAUCCCUGGAGGGGAUAAGGACGGCAAUCACUGCAGAAGCCUCAAGAAGUCGACGAUCGCCAACUGCGGGACUGCAGAAAUUUUGGAGGGUUUGGGGAGGGUACCCGGACCUGGUUCAGCAGGACGGGCACGACGGAGCUUGGAAGUUUGGCCCGCUCCUGAAAGUGCAUCCGCUCGAGUAGGUUUUUGAUAGGAGUAGUGUAUUAUAUGAUAGCUGUUUUCCUUUUCCUUUCGAUCUGUUUUCUUUUAGAAUGCUUUUUGAGC
This is a messenger RNA of Chara braunii, 6540 nucleotides long. NCBI's taxonomy places the organism in Eukaryota, Viridiplantae, Streptophyta, Charophyceae, Charales, Characeae. The record is from the annotation of a GenBank genome assembly.